Messenger RNA from Sphaeramia orbicularis (orbiculate cardinalfish), 1038 nucleotides. RefSeq names its product sialoadhesin-like. Gene Ontology annotation, biological process: immune response; cell surface receptor signaling pathway. The coding region runs from base 1 to 732 and encodes 243 amino acids. The transcript has 5 exons. The record is from RefSeq and is a predicted model, not a curated record. Gene Ontology annotation, molecular function: transmembrane signaling receptor activity. Lineage: Eukaryota; Metazoa; Chordata; Actinopteri; Kurtiformes; Apogonidae. Gene Ontology annotation, cellular component: external side of plasma membrane.
AUGGAGCUCAUCAGAGUGUAUGCAGCUUUUCCUCGUAUUCACCCAAACAGGAAGCAGUUUUUUGAGUAUGAAUCUUUCUCUGUUAACUGUGAGUUUGAUGAGAACUCUACAUGGAGAGUCAUGAGGAGGUUGAGGGAAAAUGAAACUUCUUCAGAAUUGGAGGUAUUUAAAGAAUCGUUCAAGAAAAAAUUAACUCUUACAUCAGACAGUGGAGAAUACUGGUGUGAAAAUGAAGAUGGAGAAAGAAGCACCGAGGUCCACAUCACUGUCACCGCUGGGCCUCUGAUUCUGGACAGUCCUGCUGCUCCUGUCAUGGAGGGAAACCAUGUGACCCUGGUCUGUAGAAGGUCGAUGACCUCCUCCAACCUUCCUGCUGGUUUCUACAAGGACGGCGCUCUUCUGGAAACUGGAUAUACUGGAUCUGUGACCAUUAGAAAUGUUUCAGAACAUGAUGAAGGACGGUACAGAUGCAGCGACUCUGGACUUGGACAGUCAGCGGAGAGUUGGCUGAAUGUUACAGGUCUAAAUAUGGACAGACAUGUUAAACACAGCAGUCCUCUGGAACAUGAGCGUUGCAGGGACAUGUGUCCAUGUGAACGUCCCUUGGUGUCACCUCAGUCCUGUCAUGUUUAUCUGAUUGUACGCACAGUUUCCACUGUUCUGUUGGUGGUUCUUCUGCUGCUGUUGGUGGUUCUUCUUCACUGUGGGAAACUUAAAGUUAAGUUUAAAUAACUGACCCCAGUUCAGACGUAGAAGGAAAAGCAGGUGUCACAGAUCACGUAUCUUGCUGUGGUUUCCACCAGACGUCAGACAAACAGAGUCCAUUCAAACCACACUUUGAUGACCAGUUGGUCUGUUUUCUCCAGAGCUGCUUUCUGUCUGCUAUAGUUGUUUUUAGACUCUGCAGAUACAGGUGGGAAAUAAAGCUUCUUAGACCCAAACCACAUAAUGUUCAUAUCAGAGGCUGAGGCUGUGAAAUAACAGUGGUUUUUAAUAUCAGCUUAUAGAUAUAUACGCUAACGAAUGCAAAAACAUAAA